GGCUGAAAAGGCAGCCUGGGCAGCCCGCCCCCGCUGCUGCCCAGGAAUGAGGCUGGCAGAUGGAGGCUGACCUGACUGAGGCGGUGGGCCCUGCAGGUGCCAGGGCAGGAGGCCAAGACGGCCCCGUCACAGACCAGCAUGCUGGGGCAUUCCCUGUGCCCCCGAUGGGGACAGGGACACUGAGGCCCACUGGAGUCCCACAGGCCCCGGAUGCCAGCAAUGAUGGCCAUUCUUGUCCCAGGUUCCAGUACCCAGAUCCCACAGCCUUCCUGUGCACUGGGCUACCCCUGGCCCUGGCACACAGCAGCCACCAGGACAGCCUCUGCUCUUGCCCUUGGGAGCCUGCCGUCUGGUGGUCAUCAAGUACGUGCCCUAUGUGGGCGACAGCAAGCUGCACUGGAUGAGUACACAUCUGAGUUGAUGCUGGGCGGUACCAACACCCUGAUUUUCAGCCUUAAUAUCUUCUUUUGUGAAAUGGGGAUAAAAGGCCACGCGUCCUAACGGGCUGUGGUGCGAAAUGAAUCCACGCGCUCCCUGUUCGGGCCGGGGUCUAUGGCCCACGUGGAUGCGGGGACUGGCACACGAUAGCCUCGUGGACUUUGCGCUGUAGGGCCUCGAACCCGAGUCCAAGGCCGGCGCACCCCUCCCCCCGGCGCCCCUCCCCCGGCGCGAGCAGAGCGAGGGGCGGAGCGAGGGCGGGGCCACGGCUCUUUUCUCUGGAGUUCGCGCGCCCUGAACGCUAGCAGUGCACCUCUUCGAACCGACUCCGCGCCGCUCGCCGUGAUGGAGGCUACAGCCAAGUUUGUGGUGGAGAGCCCAGACGUGGUGUAUGGCCCCGAGGCCAUCGAGGCGCAGUACGAGUACCGCACGACAAGCGUCAGCCGCGAGGACGGCGUCCUCAAGGUGCACCCCAUGUCCACGCGCUUCACCUUCCGGACCGCCCGUCAGGUGCCCCGGCUCGGGGUCAUGCUCGUCGGCUGGGGAGGCAACAACGGCUCCACGCUCACUGCUGCCGUGCUAGCCAACCGGCUGCGCUUGUCCUGGUCCACGCGCACCGGUCGCAAGGAGGCCAACUACUACGGCUCGCUGACGCAGGCGGGCACCGUUAGCCUGGGCCUGGACGCCGCCGGCCAGGAGGUGUUCGUGCCCUUCCGCGCGCUACUGCCCAUGGUGUCGCCCGACGACCUCGUGUUCGACGGCUGGGACAUAUCGUCGCUGAAUUUGGCUGAGGCGAUGCGGCGUGCGCAGGUGCUGGAUUGGGGAUUGCAGGAGCAGCUGUGGCCGCACAUGGAGGCCUUGCGCCCGCGGCCCUCGGUCUACAUCCCGGAGUUCAUCGCAGCUAACCAGAGCACGCGCGCAGACAACCUCAUCCCCGGCACACGCGCGCAGCAGCUGGAGCAGAUCCGCAAGGACAUCCGCGACUUCCGGUCCCGCGCGGGGUUGGACAAAGUCAUCGUGCUGUGGACAGCGAACACAGAGCGCUUCUGCGAACUGGUCCCGGGCCUCAAUGACACCGCUGAGAACCUGCUGCGUACCAUCCAGCUGGGCCUGGAGGUAUCGCCGUCCACACUCUUCGCAGUGGCCAGCAUCUUGGAGGGCUGUGCCUUCCUCAAUGGGUCCCCGCAAAACACUCUGGUGCCUGGUGCGCUCGAGCUCGCCUGGCAACACCGCGUCUUUGUGGGAGGAGACGACUUCAAGUCAGGACAGACCAAGGUCAAGUCCGUGCUGGUAGACUUCCUUAUCGGCUCUGGCCUCAAGACCAUGUCCAUUGUGAGCUACAACCACCUGGGCAACAACGACGGGCGGAACCUGUCCGCACCGCCGCAGUUCCGUUCCAAGGAGGUGUCCAAGAGCAGCGUGGUGGACGACAUGGUGCAGAGCAACCCGGUGCUCUAUGCACCGGGCCAGGAGCCCGACCACUGCGUGGUCAUCAAGUACGUGCCGUAUGUGGGCGACAGCAAGCGUGCGCUGGAUGAGUACACGUCCGAGCUGAUGCUGGGCGGUACCAACACGCUGGUGCUGCACAACACCUGCGAGGACUCGCUCCUGGCAGCACCCAUCAUGCUGGACCUGGCCAUACUGACCGAGCUGUGCCAGCGUGUGAGCUUCUGCACCGACGCAGACCCGGAGCCACAGGGCUUCCACCCGGUGCUGUCGCUGCUUGGCUUCCUCUUCAAGGCGCCACUGGUGCCGCCGGGCAGCCCAGUGGUCAACGCCCUCUUCCGCCAGCGCAGCUGUAUUGAGAACAUCCUCAGGGCCUGCCUGGGGCUUCCGCCACAGAACCACAUGCUUCUGGAGCACAAAAUGGAGCGUCCCAGUCCCAAGCAAGUUGAACGUGGGGUUGCUGCCUGCCUUGUGUCUUGCAAGAAAGAACAAGCACCCACAGCCCCCAACGGCUGUACUGGCGACACCAAUGGGCACUCGAAGGCUGCGGCAUCCCUGAUGUCCACCACCUGAGGCAGUGGCCAUACAGCUCCUCACAACUCUUGCCCCCCAUUAUCCCUCAGAAUCCACCCUUCCAGCCACCUCCCCCCAAAGACAAUAAAGCCAUUGCCACUAUCA
Rhinolophus ferrumequinum (greater horseshoe bat) is the source of this 2562-nucleotide messenger RNA. It is a transcript of the gene ISYNA1, whose product is annotated as inositol-3-phosphate synthase 1. Gene Ontology annotation, biological process: inositol biosynthetic process; phospholipid biosynthetic process. The record is from RefSeq and is a predicted model, not a curated record. The transcript has 14 exons. The coding region runs from base 784 to 2457 and encodes 557 amino acids. Gene Ontology annotation, cellular component: cytoplasm. Gene Ontology annotation, molecular function: inositol-3-phosphate synthase activity. NCBI's taxonomy places the organism in Eukaryota, Metazoa, Chordata, Mammalia, Chiroptera, Rhinolophidae.